UGACUUGAUGUAAGCAUAGCAUGGUGUAAUGGUACAUCCUGCCAUCUGUGGUUGCCAUGGUAACAUUUAUUGUAUCUCCACCUCCAAAGGUCUUCUGCUUCUAAAAAUAAAUUCCAUUUCAUUAUGAGCAGAGCCAGUGCGGAAUGAUGCCAGGUACAGACAUGCUAAAAGAUAUCUGCUUUAGUAAUGUGCUGAUUGAAGGAGGUGUCAGUGAGAUAGCUGACCUCUGAUUUAGAUACAGAACGAGUAUGCCUCAAGGAAGGACUGAAACGCAGGCACCACCAGUAAGUCUCCUCUGCUGGGAUAAUAGUGUUUUUCACUGAAUGGUUCUCUGCAUGCUCUCAGUAUUGAUCAGCAUCACUCCAUCCACCCUGCCUUUAGAGGCUGGGACUGUUUGUGGUGUGGAUGAGAUUACAGAAGACGGAGGAUUAGUCUCUGUGGCACAGGGAAGCAGCUAGUGCGAAAAAAUGAGUCUCCAUGAUGGACGAAUGACCAGCAAUGGUGACGUGUGUUUGGGAGGCAUGAAGAUGCGGGAUCCCUCAACUCCAACUAAGAAACCUCAAUCUCCCAAGCCUGAAAAUGCCAUCACCAUUGCUGUGUCAUCACGUGUCCUCUUCAACAUGGAUCUGGAGCAGCAGAUCUUUGAACAAAAGGGCAUGGAGGAGUACCUGAAGUACCAGAUUGAACAUGAGACUGAACCACUUGCACCAGGACCUGCUUUUCCCUUUAUUAAGGCUCUGGAAGCAGUCAAUGUGCAGCUGAGAGAACUUUAUCCAGACAGUGAAGAGCUCUUUGAUAUUGUGCUGAUGACCAACCAUCACGCCAACGUUGGACUCAGACUCAUUAACUCAAUCAACCAUCACAAACUGUUCAUUGAGCGCUUCUGUAUGACUGGUGGUAAUAGUCCAAUUGGGUAUUUGAAAGCCUACCACACCAACCUGUAUCUGUCUGCUGAUUCAAAGAAAGUGAUGGAGGCUUUAGCAGAAGGGAUUGCAGCAGCCACCAUGUUCAAGCCAGAGAAAGUGACGGAGGUGUCAGAGACACAGCUGCGAGUGGCCUUCGAUGGAGAUGCAGUGCUAUUCUCGGAUGAGUCAGAGAGGAUCUUUAAAACGCAAGGCUUGGAUAAAUUUUUCGAACAUGAAAAAGCCCAUGAAAACAAACCACUUGAUCAUGGUCCACUGAAAGGAUUCUUGGAGGCUUUGGGAAAACUGCAAAAGAAAUUCUCUGAGAAAGGCCAGCGUAUGGACUGUCCUAUCCGCACAUACCUUGUGACUGCUCGUAGUGCAGCUAGUUCAGGUACACGUGCCCUGAAAACCUUGCGUUCUUGGGGCCUAGAGCCUGAUGAAGCCCUUUUUUUGGCUGGAGCACCUAAGGGCCCUAUGCUGGCAAAAAUCAAGCCCCACAUUUUCUUCGAUGAUCAAAUGUUCCAUAUUGAAGGGGCUGCAGAGCUGGGAACUGUGGCAGCUCACGUUCCAUAUGGAGUUGCCCAAAAGGUGCCAUUAAAGAAAUCAAAUGACACAAAAACGUGUGAAUGAAAUAAAAAUUUUAUUAUUGCGUAUUGGCAUGAAAUAUGUAUUGUCUUGACAAAAUUUGUUUUUAGAAGUUGGUGCCUGAAUGUUCAUAAGAGUGACGUAUUGUACCAAGAUUGUAUGAUACUUGAUGAUACUUCAGUUGUGUUAGCAAAAUUGAAAUCUGUGAAAUCAGGCCCAGCUAAAGAGAAAGAGGAUCAAGCCAUAUAUUCUUUGCUGGCUGAUUAAAUAGAGUAAAUUUAAUACAGCAACGGAUUGUAACAGCACUGUACAGUAUGUGCCUUUUAGGUACUACACAACUGUUUGACAAAGAAGUUUGUGCCUCUAAUUUUCUAUAUGAAAAUAUUUAAAGUUAUGACUUGCUGCCUUUGAAGGGUUGGUUAUUGAUCGAGUAUCUAUAGAACAGGGAGAUCACCCCAUAAGAUGCUUUAUAAUGUUGAAAGUUCAGUUUUUGUUAAUGUAUUGCCUGUGUAAAAUGUAAAUCUCAUGUCUAUAAGACUUUUAUGUCUUUUAGAUUAUACUGUGAUGCUUGUUUAAAUAUUUUUUACAAGUGUGUAAGUAUGUUUUGUAAAAGUGUCUGCAUGUUGCAUUGUUAUAUCUCAUACAAUAUAUAUGCCAAAUUAUGUUUCUAUGAUGUGCAAAUGUUAUAUUGAUGUUAAAAAAUUUUACCCUGCGAAAGAUUUAAGAAUCGCUAUAACCCUUAGUUAAAGCAAAAAACGCUUAUGUGGUGUUUAUUCCUGGCCACAUUUCUAAGCAAUUCUUGCCACGUAUGUAGCUAGUCAAAGGGAGUAGUUAGUUCUUAAUUUUUUAAAUCAGGACAGAAUACAAAAAAUAUAUAUAUUGGUUUACAGUAAAGCCUUCUCUGUGACCACUUUACAAUAUAUGUAAAAAAAUAUAUAAUACUGUACAUUGUAUUAUAUAUCUGAGA
Clarias gariepinus (North African catfish) is the source of this 2457-nucleotide messenger RNA. RefSeq names its product 5'-nucleotidase, cytosolic IAb (gene nt5c1ab). The transcript is spliced from 6 exons. Lineage: Eukaryota; Metazoa; Chordata; Actinopteri; Siluriformes; Clariidae. Gene Ontology annotation, biological process: nucleotide metabolic process; adenosine metabolic process. The record is from RefSeq and is a predicted model, not a curated record. Gene Ontology annotation, cellular component: cytosol; cytoplasm. Gene Ontology annotation, molecular function: magnesium ion binding; nucleotide binding; 5'-nucleotidase activity. The coding region runs from base 468 to 1535 and encodes 355 amino acids.